AUGUCUCAACUCUUAACAGAAUCCCGCCCCCCGCCGGGUCCGGCGCCGGAUAAGUCAACCUUUGUCAAGAUCCGCACCACCCUCCCGCAAUUGCCCUUCCCGCCGCUCUGGGCCCGCCAACCCAUCGUCACCCCGCGCCUCAUCAUCCGCCCCGUGACGCUGGACGACUUCCCCGCCAUUCAUGUGCUGCGUACGCAGCCCGAGGUGAUGCGCUGGACGGCCGUGGGCAGGCCGGACAGGGAUAUGGAGGAGACCAUUGCCAGGUGCAAAGGGAUGGGGCUGGAGAACCCGGGCGAUACGUUCAACUAUGUGAUCUGUGACAGGGAGAGCGGGGAGCUGAUCGGUCUCGGCGGAUGUCACGUCCUGAGGUCGAGCCUGGGGUGGCCGGAGGUGGGGUAUAUGCUCCGGAAGGAGUACUGGGGCAAGGGGCUGGGGUCGGAGUUUCUGCAGGGUUGGUUGCGGGCGUGGGAAGAGUUGGAGCGCGAGGCUAUAGAAUGGGAGGUUGAUCCGAGGACGCUCGUCGGGGAUGGAGGAACUGCGGAUGGGCAGGAUGGGUUGGUGAGGGAGCGGCUGAUUGCCCUUACGGCCGCUGGCAACGAUAGGAGUCAGGGGGUGUUGAGGAAGAGCGGGUUCGAGUGGUUCCUCACCUGGCUGGCAGAUGAUGCCUCCCGAGUCCUGACAAACGUCAACAAACAGGAGAAGUGGGCGUUUCUCUCAAGCACAAAAGAACAAGCGAAUGACAGCGGUGGCUGGGGCCAAAGCCAUGCAGACCAGAACAUAGGAAGCGAGGGGCUGCAGUGGCAGCAUGUGUCAGAGGAUUACCUGGUACACAGCGAAGCCCAGGGUGGCAAGGCCUUUUAUGGCUACCUCUUUACCAAAGCGAGGCCGAUUCCAGAACCCACACCCAAAAACGAAAUUGGCGACAAAAAUGAUAAGCACUUGACUCCUACAAAGCUGGCUGCCUUCUAUAAAACCGCUGGACACGACUGGGACUGCGAAGACGACUUCGCGGCACCAUCCAUCCCGGCGUUGACGGAGAAGGGUUUCGUGCACUGGCAGAGAAUCCAGACGCUGCUUGGGCCCCAGACGCAAGUGCCUGUGUUGCAGUUUGCCGCCGCUCACUGGUCGUUGAAGCAUCCUGACAACGGCGCUCCACUGCCGGCAGACCUCCCGAAGGAGUCCUUCCCAUCCGAAACCGACCCCGAUACGGAUCGCUGGCAUGAAGAAUGCGCACACAGGUCGCGCAUGAAAGCGGCCGCGGAGGAGGCAACCGAGCUCCCGAAGGAGGCGCCCAAACCCGAGUUUGCCGACCGUAAGGUUCCCUAUCGGAACGUCCGUGUCAGCCCGACAACGCCACGCGACUACUUCACCUCCCGGCCGGUGAACAUCUCAUAUGUCCACGUUGCAUCCCCCCGCCCAGCUCCGUCAGGCCGGUCUCCCGAACGAGAGCGACCAAGGGCCCGAGAGCACUAUGUCCGCCGCCAGCCGACCGCAACAGAGGAACCAGCCCCACGCCGCCGAAGCUUCUCUGACUACCCGCACUCACCACAGGAAGCCCACCCCGUGCGAGUACCACGCCAUGUGCCCGAGCGCAGCCCUCACCGCCGCCCGCACAACAAGCCACGGUGUUAUAGUACCUCAUCCGAGUCUGACAGCCCCCCUGUCAGUCCACGGACCACUCCGCGACGUGUCGUUCGCUCAAACGAGCCGCCUCCGAUCUCUGUUCGCCGCGUCUAUACCGGUAGCUCCGAAGAGUCGCCGCGAGUCAUCCGGACAAGCAUGCCUCCACCUCCAAUUCCGGCAUCUCACCUCCACACCCCCCGCCCAGCCGACGGCGGUCGAAGCACGCCAAGGGACGAUGACAGUAAAAGGCGGAGUGCACUGUCCGAUCUCAAGGAGCGGCUCUCUAGCUUCAUCGGCCCGGCCAUCGGCGCCGAGAGAGCAAGGAGCGCGAGCGGCUCGCGAGGGAGACGGGAGAUGCUGGGUGGCUCACCGCGGGUCUCGAGAUCGGAUAUCCUGCCCAACUCCAGGCUCAGCCAGUCGUGGUCCGACAUCGACACCGACGACUCGGAUCUGGAAGAGGAACGGAGGCGACGGAGCAGGAGACCGUCUCACGACAGCAGGAGCCAUCAUCAUCGGGACAGGGAGAAGGAGAGGGAGAGGGAGAGAGAAAGAGAAAGAGAUAGGGAGCGGGAUCGUGAACGAGAAAGAGACCGAGAGAGAGAACGAGAACGGGACCGGAUGGUGCGCAGCCGUGAUCGAGGUCGAGACCACCCCAUCAGAGACCGCGAGCGCGAGCGGGAUAGAGCAUCCAGCCACAGCGACCGUGACCACGAGAGGCGAGAGCGGGACGGGCCCGUCCCCUCCCCAUCCCCCGCCGCAGCCGCCGCAGCCGCAACCCUCCACCGCGAGAGGCACCGACCCGGCUCCUCUGAGGACUCCUCUCCGCGCAGCUGGGCCCACGGACCGUACCUCGCCGGCGCCGUGGAGGGCGGCCACCACCGGCGGACGAGCAGCCAUCCGGAGCUCGACCGUCUUGCGCGCCGGCGGGACUGUAUCCAACGAGAGUUGCGCGAUGGGGAGCGGGACCACCGUGACAGGGAGAGAGACAGGGAGCUGAGGGACCGCGACAGUCGGAUCCGGUCCAGGGAGCGAGAACGGGAACGGGAACGGGACAGAGAAAGGCUCGCUAGGGACGAUGGGGAACGGUGGGGGAGGAGGGAGGAGCACAUUUCUAGGGAGAGGGAGCGUGAACGGAGGGAUAGGGAUAUCGAAAGAAUGCCGAGUCCCGCGUUGUCUACCGGGGUAGGCGGGAGGAAGUACCCUGAUCCCAUGGCUGAGGGGCUCAGGCAUUUCUGA
Messenger RNA from Chaetomium strumarium, 2859 nucleotides. RefSeq names its product GNAT domain-containing protein. Bases 1 to 2859 code for a protein of 952 amino acids. NCBI's taxonomy places the organism in Eukaryota, Fungi, Ascomycota, Sordariomycetes, Sordariales, Chaetomiaceae. Gene Ontology annotation, molecular function: acyltransferase activity, transferring groups other than amino-acyl groups. The record is from RefSeq and is a predicted model, not a curated record. The transcript is spliced from 6 exons.